Colletotrichum abscissum is the source of this 1155-nucleotide messenger RNA. RefSeq lists its product as uncharacterized. NCBI's taxonomy places the organism in Eukaryota, Fungi, Ascomycota, Sordariomycetes, Glomerellales, Glomerellaceae. Gene Ontology annotation, molecular function: arylformamidase activity. Bases 1 to 1155 code for a protein of 384 amino acids. The transcript has 5 exons. The record is from RefSeq and is a predicted model, not a curated record.
AUGGCAAUGAAGCGCCUCCAACAGCUCGGCAACCAACUCACACAGACCUCUUCUAAACCAGACGAAGAGACAAUGGCCCCCGCAGACUCCAAAUUCGCCCUCGACGAAAACGGCAUCCCGCCGUUCGAGUCGCUGCCCCUCGGCAAAGACGACCCGCGCUUCUCGGCCUGGGGCCUCUACGGCGACAAGGACGAGCUGGGGACGCUGAACAGGUUGACCGACGAGCGCGUCGCUGCUGCCGCGAGGGAGGAGAUCAAGACGGGCGCGAGAGUCUCCCUCAACUGGCCCCUGACAGCCCAAUCCGCCCCCUUCUUCAACCGCCGCGCCUUCCACCACGACCUCUACCGCAAGCACCCGCGCUUCGUAAACGACGACGAGUGGACCUUCAACUCGCAGUCGUCGUCGCAGUGGGACGGCCUCCGGCACUUCGGGUACCAAAAGGAAGAAAAGUUCUACAACGGCGUCUCCAUGGACGAGGUCCACGCCGUGGACGAGGAGGGGAGGCGGUCGACCGUGAAUGGGAUCCAAGGUAAAACCAUCUCUCUCGAUUUCCCCUGCGCUCCCGAUUGCUUCUUCAUUUUAGCUCUGUCGAGCGUCGAGUCUAACCCCCCCUGGCAGAAACACGGCAUCGUCGGCAGAGGCGUCCUCGUAGACUACCACACCUGGCGCCUCGAGCAAAACAUGCCUUACGACCCCUUUGCGCGCGACUCCAUCCCCGUCGCGGAUCUCCAGGCCUGCCUCAAGGCGCAGGGCACCGAGAUCAAAUUUGGUGACAUACUCAUCACCCGUACAGGCUUCACAGCAACACACGCCUCCCUCCCCCCCUCAACCCUGUCCGACCACCUCGCCGCCAGCCCGCAGACCUUCUCCGGCGUAGCCCAAUCCGAAGAGACCCUCCGCUGGGUCUGGUCCAACUUCUCCGCCGUGGCAGGCGACCAGCCGUCCUUCGAGUGCUGGCCCCACCGCGACCCGAAGCACUGGAUGCACGAGGUCCUCCUCGCCGGCUGGGGCAUGCCCGUCGGCGAGCUCUUCGACCUGGAAGCGCUGGCGGCGCAGUGUAAGCGCGAAAAGAGGUGGAGCUUCUUCGUCGUGAGCGAGCCGUGCAAUGUCCCCGGCGGUGUCGCGAGCCCACCCAAUAUUCUCGCCAUCUUUUGA